Prorocentrum cordatum is the source of this 3006-nucleotide messenger RNA. NCBI's taxonomy places the organism in Eukaryota, Dinophyceae, Prorocentrales, Prorocentraceae. The record is from the annotation of a GenBank genome assembly.
AUGAUCGGACAAGUCGCGGCGAAGGAGCACUUCGAGCAGCCCGAGGAGUGCAUCAAGAAGCUCGCGAAGCAAUUCGCCAUUGACGGCGACGCCGAAAAGUUCGAGCUCGCCAAGCAGGAGCAGAUCAAGCGCCAGGGCGGGCACGGCAAGAAGGACGAGAAGUCGAGCAGCCAGAGUGAAGAAACCAAGGCGGCCGCAGCCACGAAGGGAACGAAGGGGGCCAAGAAGACAUCCGAGCCCAAGGCGGUGAUCCCCACGGCCAAGGCGACCCCGAUGAGCAAGCGCACCAAGAAGAACAAGGCAUCGGGGGGCGUCGCAGCCCUGAAUUCUGACUUGGACGGCAGGCGCUGCACGCCCGUCGCCUUGCGUCUUGGUGUGAAAGGAAUAGGAUUAGCAAAUCAAGGGUGGGAGAUGGGCGAAGAGUGGGUGGAGAGGAGCGCGACGAGGAAGGUUGAUGAGAAGCAGGUAGCAGGUGUGAAGGAUCAGCGUACUGAGAGCAAUGAUCAGCGCGGGCAGCAUGGGGAGGGCGAUGGGGCAUGGGCGCGCGCGAACGCUGCAGAAGGGCACGCAUGCAGCCACGUCGGCUCGAGCAUGCCUCGCCUGCAGCCCCUGGGGGACAAGUGGGCCGACAUCAGGCAGUUCGUUCAGAGGGUGCCGAUGGAGGAGGUCGGUUGCGCCGUUGCUGGCAACGUUGCAUGGGGGUCGAAGGUCGCGAGGGCUCCGAAGCGCCACCGAGUGCGGGGCAAGGCCAGCAGCACCCGCAGCCCUGCGAGCAGCUCCCCUGCACAGAGCAUGGCUGAGCUGACUCCUGGCACCCGCAGGAUGCACGAAAAGAUGGGCGAGUGGAUGGGUCUCGAGGGUUCGCUGCUGGGAGGAGGUCGCUUGCCGCCGACCGACGACGAGGCCCAGAAGGCAGAACGGUCCAAGGUGGCUGGUGAUGCCGAGGAGGAACAGGCUGAUGAGGCCGAUGAGGAAAAGGCUGAUGAGGUCGAGGGGGGAAAGGCCGAUGAGGUUCAGGAGGUUCCGAUAAUGGACAGAAACAUGAGGGCGAGGAUGUCCAGGCAGCACCUGGGGCGGCUGGGGGAGUCGAGCGAGAGUCAUCUGAUUUCGGCGAUCGACUCGGAGACCAAGGCCAUCAAUGAUGAGAUGGGCUCGCACCCGAACCCCGACGAACGCGCGAUGGAGCGCGCCAGCAUCAGGCCGGGGCAGUUCUUCCACUGCGGGCUCAUCAAGAAGCUGACAGCCUUGAAGAAGGCCGAUCCCACCUGGUCUGAUAAUGAAGAUCACGACGAGUCGCCCGACGAUGAUACGAACGCUCACUUAAGCAAGAAGGGCAGGGGGGAGCAGCGAUUUUACGAGGAGACGGCGGCGAAGAACUUCAUGUUCACCACAACAGAAGAUAAACGAAUCUGCGAAUACGUCACCUUGGAGCGGCUGGCGUGGCUCAAGGGCGGCGGCACUGCAGGCCUCCGCUUGGCGCUGCAACAUGCGUCGAAUGCCGUGCUGAUGGGUGGGAAGUGGGUCCGCUGGGACGACAUGGCGGAAACGAUCGAAUUCUUGAACGACAAGCAUCAGUUGACCGAGUCGUUCAAGAAGAGCUGGCAUCGGCACAAAGAGUGGGCGCGCACCUUCCAAGGUAGCGAAGCUGGCAGCAGCAGCGCGAGCGCGCUGCCAGCGCCAGAUGCCGUGGAGGCGGCGCCAACGACGAGGAUCACGCAGAGGAGAGACAAGGGCGAGGAGGACCACGGCUCCACUGGGCACAAGAAAGGGAUUGAUAAUAUUGCGUUACAUGAUGAGGAGGCCGCCGAGAAGUUCACGAGGCGCGAGCAGGAGAAGCCCAUGGGCGAGGAGAAGGUCAGCAAGGUGAACCCAGAUCUCGUCAAAUUCAGGGCGCUGAAAUCCAAUUACGACUGGGCCAUCAGCCAUUAUGCCAAACUCGACGGGCUCAUCAAGUCGAAGGACACAUCCUGGAAGGCAGUCGGCAAAUUUCGCGAGCCCAUGGGCACCGCGAUGCAGGUCGUGAACGCGAAAUGUUCGGAGCACGGCCUCAUGUCGAUGAUGGCAUUGGCGGAAGGGAAGUUCAAGAAACAGGUAGGAGAUAAGGAGUUCGAAACAUGCGCGCAGAGAGCCAACGUCACGCUGACGAAGAGCGUGACGAUAUUGAGUUCAGAAGUGAGGAUCCUGAUGAACCAGAAGCUUGCGAGGGACGAUGAGGACGAGAGGUUGAGGUUGGCAGCGAACCCGAAAGACAAGAAGGGCAGCGCGAAGAAGAGGAAGAAGGAUCACAAGGAGGUCACGGAUACGGCGGAGGUGAUGAUGGAGGCGGCGGAGGCGAUGUGCUGCGGUUCGGGCGCAAGCGCAGAGGAGGCCAACGCCUGGCCGUGCGACACGCUCGAGAUCGAUGCGGAUUCGCACUGCUGGGGCUCCGACCCCAACGCGGACACAGUCGACUUCGGCGUGCUGCUACCGAUUCGGAGGCCAUCGCAGUGGGGCAUCUGCGCCGCGUGCACCAUGAUGGUGAAGGAGGAGCUCAAGCAGGCAAAGCUCGAGGAAGUAAAGAAGGUCGCCGAAGUCCAUGAGAUGAUGCAGGUGAAGGUCGAAGAAGAUCAGGAUCUCGAGCCAGAGGUAGAAGAAGAGCCCAAGAGCGAGGAGGAAGCUGGGCAGCAGCAGGGCAGCCGAGAGGAUGGGCCUCGGAUCCCGAGAACACCUGAAAGGAAGCCUGCCAACGCCACGCUCAACACGGAGGACGAGUUCGAAGAGUUGUCCGGUGAAGACCCGUCGAAAAUUCAAGGGCGGAACGCUGCGAUAUUGGCAGCGCGGGCAGGCGAUUGGAGCAAGACGUACAAGGCCUGCAGCUCCGAAGCAGCGGCCGUAGUCAGCGCCGCAGAGGGACGAUGGCUGGUCAUGGAGCUGGAGCUCGUGGGACAAGGGCUGGACGGCAUCCCACUGGUCGAGCUCGUGGCAGUAGAAGCCGAGGAGGAGGAGGUCAAGAGGCCGAGGCCAUGA